CCCCCCCCCCCCCCCCCCUCCCGUGUUCAGACCUGCGGAAGAAUCCGGUCUGAGAUAAUCAGCGCGUGACCCGAACCCACCAGCCGACCCUCCAACCAUCCAGUGCUCCUCUCCGGAUCAGCAAACCUUCUGCACCGCUCGUUCCACACACUGAAGUAGCUCCAUGGACGGAUCAUCAUGAGACUCAGGAACCCCCCCCUGUCCUCGCUGCUCCCCCUCCUGCAGCGCCCGCCCCUCCCUCUGCUCCAUCGCUGCUGUCUGUCGACGCUCCUGUACAAUGGCAGCGCGGCAUCCUGCAGACGCCUCAGCACGGAUGGCCCCGCCCCUCAGCCUGUGAUUGGUCAGGACUCUGUGGAGGUGUUAGGCCACUCCUACCGCCGCGAUGACUUCACCAACGUCACGCAGAGGAUCCUGUCCAGAGUCGGACGCAACCUCCACAACCAGCCCCAUCAUCCUCUGUGGCUGAUCAAGGAGCGGAUCAAAGCUCACUUCUACAGUGCUUACGUUGGUCGCGGGGGCAACCCGCUCUUCUCUGUCCAUGACAACCUGAGCCCCGUGGUUACCGUGCAGCAGAACUUCGACAGCUUGCUGAUCCCGCCCGAACACCCCAGCAGGAAGCCAGGAGAUAACUAUUACCUGAACAGGACGACGAUGCUCCGCGCCCACACCUCGGCCCACCAGCGGGAGCUGGUGAGCGCCGGGCUGGACGCCUUUCUGUUGGCCGGAGACGUCUACAGGCGGGACGAGAUCGACGCCAGCCACUAUCCCGUCUUCCACCAGAUGGAGGGCGUCCGACUCUUCUCCAACCACGAGGUGCAGAUCUGA
Cottoperca gobio is the source of this 825-nucleotide messenger RNA. Its product is annotated as phenylalanine--tRNA ligase, mitochondrial-like. The record is from RefSeq and is a predicted model, not a curated record. Gene Ontology annotation, biological process: phenylalanyl-tRNA aminoacylation. Gene Ontology annotation, cellular component: cytoplasm; mitochondrion. Gene Ontology annotation, molecular function: phenylalanine-tRNA ligase activity; tRNA binding; ATP binding. Bases 178 to 825 code for a protein of 215 amino acids. The transcript is spliced from 5 exons. Lineage: Eukaryota; Metazoa; Chordata; Actinopteri; Perciformes; Bovichtidae.